Molecule: messenger RNA, 1167 nt
Organism: Plectropomus leopardus (leopard coralgrouper)
Lineage: Eukaryota; Metazoa; Chordata; Actinopteri; Perciformes; Serranidae
Source: RefSeq, a predicted model, not a curated record
UUAGAGCUUUUGUUUUGAAGGCUGCGACCGGAAACAGCCCGUUAAUGUUGCGGCUAUCUUCGUGCUAGCGGCUAGCGCUAAAUUAACUCUCCGGCUAAAGCGAGUAAUCUAUCUACGUUUUUUGCCUUUAAAGUAAAUGAACUUUUUUGCAGAGUAGCCUGUUAGAAUAAAAUCACCUGUUUUGAUGUCACCUUUCACACAGUUUGAUCCCGCAGCUCUCGCGCACGUUAGUUAGCUCUUUCCGGUAGCUAGGCUAGUUAGCAGGUUAGCACCGGAGCUAACGGCUAACGGAGCAGAAUGGACCUCUUUGACGACCUACCGGAACCGACCCAGACCUCCGGUCCGGUCUCUGCAGCGCUCUCAGCUCGACCCCGGGCCGCCGCGCCAGAGGAGGCGUCGGAGGAGGAGAGACGACCGAAACGAAAAAGAGGAGAUGCAGAGUGUCGUGACAGAAAGGAGGUGGAGGUCAAGAAAGUUUGUAAAGAAGGCCUCCCCGUGCUGAAAGGCUACGUGGCGGCGAGGCGUGGCGAGCGGGACGAGAUGCAGGAUGCUCACGUGCUGCUGCCGGACAUGAGCGGCUGUCUGUCCGCUCUGCCGGGACAAGUGUCUCGUGUUUCGUACUUCGCCGUGUUUGACGGUCACGGUGGAGCUCGAGCGUCCCGGUUCGCCGCAGAGCAUCUUCACCACAAUCUGGCCAAGAAGUUCCCCAGCGGAGAAACAGAGAACCUGGACAAGCUGAUAAAGAAAUGUCUCAUGGACACUUUCCGGCAGACGGACGAAGACUUUCUGAAGAAAGCGUCCAGCCAGUAAGAGAUUUUCAUUCAGAAUAAACCUGCCGGAGAAUCUUUUGACGAUUUGAAGUUUUCUCAUCAAAGUCACACGGUGAUAACGGCGUGUGUCCACGCAGAGUUCGUACGCUCAUUAUAAACCUGGAGAGUCAUGGAAUUCACAAAUAGCAAUUUUCAAACCUGGAAAGGUUUUUAGAAACUAAGUAUUCCCUGAAAGUUGAGGAAAAGUCUUGGAAACAUGUUUCACAAACCUGCGUAAUAACAUUUAUGAGCUCGAGGACCAACGAUGAUUUCUGUUUUUACAGUUUUGGGCUGCGAUAAAAUGUCGCGUCGAUGAUUUUUAAAGAAAAAGAAGAGAAAAAAACGGCAACAUUUUAAA